AACGAGCGACGUCCGCUAUGACGCCUUACUUUUUUCCAUUUCCAGCCGUCAUGGGCGACACAUCAGUUUCUUAUUUCUUAUAGUCAUUAAUUUUAAAUUCUUUAUUUUGUCACUUAUAGAUAAAUAAAAUCAAACUAAUAAUACAGUCCACUCUUAUUCACAACGCAACAUAUGGUCCUUCUCCCGUGAAACAAUCGGAUCGACGACCUGCGGAAAAUACAAUUUGAAAACCGACGCUUAACCGCCAUCUUAAAAUCGUCGGAGCUUCAUCGGCUGGACAAAAUUUAGCUAUUCAACAAAGAUUGCUGAAGAUAUCGUCAACAAGCAAGUUCAACAUUCAAUACAAUUUGGAAGCCUUGGACAUCACAGGAACCAAUUCUGAUAAUACAUUCAAGCAGAUUACACCAUCCACUGUGAGUCCGUUCCAAUCAUCUCAUACAUUCCCUUCAUAAUUUUUUUAAUUCUAAUAUAAAUCUUGAAAAUUUUCAUUCUAUUGCAAUUAUUACUUCAUAUUAAUGUGUUUUUAUCAAAAAAGUGCAUAAUUUAUUCGAACGUUUUGAACACGUUGCUAUUUCGUCAUACAUUUAUAACUAGGUACAGUCAAUUUUUAUAUUCAUCUCUAAAAAAUAAAUAAAUAGAAACGAUUUCAAAACUACAGCAUUAAUACAAACGUAUUGCAUUUUUAUAAAAUUUGCAAAUAAUACAUCAUUAUAUUUUAAUUAUAUUUAUAACAUUUGAAAUUCUAUUUCGAUUCAAUUUUUUUAAAUUUGUCAUCUGUCAUCUUAUAAUUUUCAUUUCUUGUCCUCAUAAUUUUAUUGGCUUACAUAAAAAAUGGCAGACAUGAAAAGUCUAAUUAAAAAACGAGCUUCAAUUAAAGCAAAACUAACACAAUUUUCAUCAUAUAUCAACAUUUCUAAAUCGUGCCAAAAACUAAAACGAUUUGGAGUCUGUAGUGGAUGAUCCCAACGAGCAAUAUGCGGAGCGUGAGGAAUUCGAGAAGCAAUAUUACGGCUUAGUAGCUUCUUCACGUCAGCUGAUCAGUGCAGCGCGCAAGCCUCUACAGGGUGAAGCAGUCUCCGAGGUGGGCUCUUGUGGUGCACAUACACACAAACACAACUCAAUAAGAUUGCCUAAAAUAGACCUUCCAAAAUUCAAUGGUGCUUAUCAUGAUUGGCUGGAAUUUAGAGACACUUUUAUUUCAAUUAUUCAUAUAAACAACAACAUUGAUAACAUUAAUAAGUUACACUACCUGCGUGCUUCUUUGAAGGGAAGUGCAGCACUUGUAAUUAAUAAUUUAGAUUUUACAUCUACCAACUAUGAUAUUGCCUGGAAGUUACUCUGUGAAAGGUAUGACAAUAACCGUCUGCUGGUCAAUAACCAUGUUCAAAAAUCUAUCUUUUGGUGUGACUCAACUAUUGUUUUGGGUUGGCUAUCCUCGGCACCAAAUUUACUAAAACCAUUUGUUAGGCAUCGUAUUUCUGAAAUACAAGAUAAUGCAGGUGGAUCAUGGAGAUAUGUUCCGUCUUCAGAAAAUCCCGCAGAUCUCGUCUCACGAGGAUUGAGUGCAGACAGAAUCAAUAAGUUCUCACUAUGGUGGUCAGGGCCUCAAUUCUUGUUAAAUUGUGAAGAGAAUUGGCCAACAUUUCCUCAAAUAUUUUCAAAUUUACCAGAUAUAGUUUGUUCCAAUCAAGUGGACAUAACUGAAAACACACAUUGUUUAGCAAAAAUUACAGAAAAAUGUUCCUCUUUCUGUAAAUUACAACGUAUAGUGGCAUAUGUUAUUAAGUUUAUAAAUAAAUGUCAAAAGAAACCUACUAAGCAGAACUCUGAAUUAGAGCAAUCAUUGAACAAAUUAUUAAAAUUUAGUCAGCAAGAAACAUUCUUUGAAGAAUACAAUUUACUAAGUACAGGCAAAACAUUACCUGUAAAAAAUACACUAUUAAAACUAUCACCAUUUCUUGACUCAAACAAAUUGAUAAGAGUAGGAGGCAGGCUCAACAACUCAUUUUAUGACUAUAAUGUUAAACAUCCUAUCCUUUUAUCAAGUUCACAUAAAAUAACUCAUCUCAUUUUCAACAUGUUUCAUAAAACAUUAAAGCAUGCAGGUCCUUUGCUUUUGUUAGCUAGCAUUCGUCAUCACUACUGGCCCAUUGGCGGUAGAAAUUUAGCAAAAAAAACAUGUCAUCAGUGCAUAAAAUGCUGUCGAAUAAAGGCAAAUACACUUCAACCUGUGAUGGGUAAUCUUCCAGAACAACGUUUACAUCUUGAAUUUCCAUUCUUAGACACUGGAAUUGACUAUGCCGGGCCAAUCAUGAUAGCUGACCGAAAAGGCAGGGGAUGCAAACUUGUAAAAUCAUUUAUAUGUGUAUGUGUGUGUCUCGCUACGAGAGCUGUUCAUCUUGAACUUGUUUCAGACAUGACAAAAGAAGCAUUUCUAGCUGCUCUUAGCCGUUUUAUUGCUCGGAGGGGAAAACCACGCAACAUUUUCUCAGACAACGGCACAACCUUUGUAGGAGCCUUUAACGAGUUGGCUCGAUUUCUGUCACAAGAUUUAGAACUUAGGAAUUUAGAUUCAAGUAUUAAAUUUUCAUUUAUCCCUGCUUAUACUCCGCAUUUCGGAGGUAUUUGGGAGUCUGCAGUAAAAUCAACAAAAUAUCAUUUAAAGCGCACAUUAGGUCUAACAAAUUUAACUUUUGACGAAAUGGCAACAUGUUUAACACAAAUAGAAGCAAUUCUAAAUUCAAGACCUUUAACUCCUCUAUCGGAUGACCCAUCCGAUCUCACUCCAUUAACCCCAGCUCAUUUCCUUAUCGGACGAUCAGUGAUAUUUGCGCCACAUCCUCAAGUACCAGAUAGUACCAAUAUCACUAGCCUGCAGAGGUUUCGCAGAAUAGAAUAUCUCAAGCAACACUUUUGGAAAAGGUUCUCUCAAGAAUACAUCUCGUGGUUGCAACAAAAAUCUAAAUGGUGUAAAACAUCUGCAGAGCCUUUGAAAGUGGGUGAUCUAGUCAUCGUAAAGGAACCAUCAUCUCCGCUACUGUGGCCACUUGGACGCAUACUUCAGCUGUACAGUGGUAGCGACGAUAUUGGAAGAGUUGCAGACAUCUACACACGACGAGGCGUCAUUCGCCGCGCUUUCAACACUAUCUGCCCACUUCCCAUCAAUUAUUGAAGACACUUCAACCGGGGAGUAUGUUUUGAAUUCGGAACGUCAAAGGUGUCAACGAGCGACGUCCGCUAUGACGCCUUACUUUUUUCCAUUUCCAGCCGUCAUGGGCGACACAUCAGUUUCUUAUUUCUUAUAGUCAUUAAUUUUAAAUUCUUUAUUUUGUCACUUAUAGAUAAAUAAAAUCAAACUAAUAAUA
Messenger RNA from Bombyx mori (domestic silkworm), 3365 nucleotides. RefSeq lists its product as uncharacterized. Gene Ontology annotation, molecular function: nucleic acid binding. The coding region runs from base 2078 to 3172 and encodes 364 amino acids. The record is from RefSeq and is a predicted model, not a curated record. NCBI's taxonomy places the organism in Eukaryota, Metazoa, Arthropoda, Insecta, Lepidoptera, Bombycidae. Gene Ontology annotation, biological process: DNA integration. The transcript has 2 exons.